Molecule: messenger RNA, 888 nt
Organism: Lottia gigantea (owl limpet)
Lineage: Eukaryota; Metazoa; Mollusca; Gastropoda; Lottiidae
Exons: 5
Coding region: 1-888 (295 amino acids)
Source: RefSeq, a predicted model, not a curated record
AUGGCGGAAGCUCUACCGCCAAAAACUAAAUCGGACUAUAGUUCCGUGGAUGAUUUAUCAAUUCCAGUUUCACGGAAAUCAAGCGUAAGUGAUUCAGAUUUGACGUUGCGUGAACGCUCCAACAGUGACUCUACGUUGAAUUUAACGAGUGAACAGUCCUGGUCCAUUCUUACCGUGGACCGAACACGGUUUAUUUUAGGAAAAGAUAAAUAUAUUACAGUCUCGUGGGAUGUCCGAGAGGAUAUAGGAGCGAAAGAUUGGAUUGGUCUCUUUCCAAAAGGUGAAACAGUGUCGACAAAGUUUCUGGAUAGUAAAAAUCGUGGUGUUAAUGGCGGACAUACCGGGCAGAUACAGUGGGAUCUAGAUUCUAUCAGUCAUAAUUUUAUAGAGGCUGAGAUAGAGUUAUGUUUUAAAUAUUAUCAAGGAAAUACAGGGAAUGUUUUAGCUGUGUCACCAGUAAUAACUAUUGUUAAUCUACAUCCUGGUAGACGGGUAAGAUUAUCUUUUAUUAACUCAAAUCAACCCCCCAAAAUGGCAUCUGUCCCUUUAAUUUAUUAUUUUGUUAUUUUAGAUUUACAAGCGUGUAAUUUGAAAAAAGGGAUGUUUUUUAACCCGGACCCGUACGUUAAAAUACAGUGUUUACCCGGACGGCUAGAACUACAAAAACCACAUCAUCUUAAAGACGUUCGUUCGAAAACCAAAUCAAAUACCACAAACCCUCAUUGGGAUGGUGAGGUUUUCACCAUUGAUGCUAAAUUAAGCGAUAUUAUAGAUCUAGAAAUUAAGGAUAAAUUUUCUAAAAGUCGACCCACGAUUAGUAGAUUUUUGGGGAAGUCUUCCAUCAUCGUUCAACGGAUUAUGGAUAAAGUUUCCCAAGCGCAAAGGUAA